Messenger RNA from Psylliodes chrysocephalus, 1312 nucleotides. NCBI's taxonomy places the organism in Eukaryota, Metazoa, Arthropoda, Insecta, Coleoptera, Chrysomelidae. The record is from the annotation of a GenBank genome assembly.
CUACAAUAGAAACGAGCGAAUUAACUAAUAAAUUUAAACCAUCCGGCACUUAUCCCAUUGUUCUUCUUACCUCACAAAUCAGUCCGCAGUUCAGUCCGACUAUACAAAUUCGCGCAAAAUGUUUCCCGCAAAACUUCUACUGUUUUAUCUGCAAAGUAUCACGUUCAUUUCCGCCGCGACUUUCGAUUUUUCCGUGGUUUACCGCCUACCGCACGACGUUCGAGGCCACCAGUUUCCAGCCGGAAGAGAAAUUUCAGAGACUUUAGGAAACGCCACCGAAAUCGCGGUGGAUCAAAAAGUGCCAAUCGUCUUGAGGAGUUUCGAUGUGAGUUUCGCAAAAAACUUGCGAGUUCUCGUAAUGAACAACUGCGGAAUAAACGAAAUCGAAGUUGGAAGUUUUAAGAAUUUGCCGGAAACUGUAGAACAUCUUAAUAUCACUGGAAAUCCAUUGAAGGCAAUUAGAGAUGGUAUCUUCAAUUAUUUAACAAUCGAAGUGCUGAAUUUAUCUUCAAAUAAACUAGCUACUAUUAGUUCGGGAGCUUUUGACAGCAUGCCAAAUCUGACGCGCAUUAUCCUAGACUAUAACGAACUAACUUCUUACGCUAUCUGGUUUCAAGAUUGUCCAAAUUUAGUUUCCAUAUCAGCACAGUACAAUUUUAUACAGUACAUUCCUCCGAAUAUAUUCGAAAAGUUAUCUAGUCACAAAUUAAAAGUUCACUUCAGUUACAACAAAAUCAACAUCAUCCAUCAAGAUUUAUUCAACGUUGAAGAAUUCGCGGAGUUAUAUUUAGAUCACAACGAUAUGACUGAAUUUGAUUUGGACGUUAGCAAAAUUUCGGGAACGUUUAGUUUGGAACAUAACCAUAUAGAAUGUCUAUCUGACGAGUUUAUCAGAAACGAUUUGAAGAAAGUUCAAAAAUUGGACUUGCGUGAAAAUCCGAUCAACUGUACGUGCUACGAAGGGUUGGUGAAAAUUAAAAAUUUGGCAGUGUCGCCGACGAAUUGUACUUCUAAAGUUUGAGUGCGUUUUGGAAAAUAGAUUGCAAACACAGUAAAACAGCUUUUGUGAAGAAAUAUGUUUUGUUUUUUUAAAUACACAUUUUUGGGUUCUUUAUCCAUUGUUUCUGUAUUUAAAAGGUUUUAAAAUAAAACUACGUUUGAACUAAUAAUGCGUUUAUUGAAUUUUCCGCAUAAUAGUCUGGUUCACAAGUGCCAUUUCCCUCGAAACCUGUCCUCCAGCACCGAAAAUUAUGAUUUUGGGCUCAUUCGAUUCGGAAUGGCAUCUAGAACAUUCUAUCAAAAUUCCAAGAAG